Molecule: messenger RNA, 2680 nt
Organism: Xenopus tropicalis (tropical clawed frog)
Lineage: Eukaryota; Metazoa; Chordata; Amphibia; Anura; Pipidae
Product: cathepsin D-like
Biological process (GO): proteolysis; membrane protein proteolysis
Cellular component (GO): extracellular region; lamellar body; lysosome
Molecular function (GO): endopeptidase activity; aspartic-type endopeptidase activity
Source: RefSeq, marked validated
UAUGGCUUCCUUACUAGUGUGGGUAGUGCUGCUGGCCAGCUCCCUCCUCCAGCCGGGCUCUGCACUUAUCAGGAUUCCAUUAAAGAAAUUCCCCUCUAUCCGGCACACUUUUACCGAAGCUGGUAAGGAUGUGAAGGAGCUACUGGCAAAUGAGGUGCCUUUGAAAUAUUCCCCUGGCUUUCCCCCAAGUGGGGAGCCCACACCUGAGGCCCUAAAGAAUUACUUGGAUGCUCAGUACUAUGGCGAGAUUGGCCUCGGCUCCCCCCCUCAAAACUUCACUGUUGUGUUUGACACGGGAUCCUCCAACCUCUGGGUGCCUUCCGUCCACUGCUCUAUGCUAGAUAUUGCUUGCUGGAUGCACCAUAAGUACGAUUCUUCCAAAUCCUCCACCUACGUGAAGAAUGGCACAGCGUUUGCUAUCCAGUAUGGCACUGGGAGCCUCUCUGGAUAUCUGAGUAAAGACACUGUAACGAUCGGAAACCUGGCCGUAAAAGGGCAGAUUUUUGGAGAAGCUGUAAAGCAGCCGGGGGUCACCUUCGUAGCUGCCAAGUUCGACGGCAUCUUGGGCAUGGCGUACCCCGUAAUCUCUGUGGACGGUGUCCCCCCUGUGUUUGACAACAUCAUGGCUCAAAAGCUGGUGGAGUCCAACAUCUUCUCUUUUUACUUGAACCGAAAUCCAGACACUCAGCCUGGAGGGGAGUUGCUGCUAGGAGGCACAGACCCCAAGUACUACACUGGAGAUUUCCACUACCUCAGCGUGACUCGCAAGGCCUACUGGCAGAUUCACAUGGACCAGUUGGGCGUUGGGGAUCAGCUCACCCUAUGCAAGGGCGGCUGUGAGGUCAUUGUUGACACCGGGACAUCACUGAUCACUGGUCCUUUGGAGGAAGUGACAGCCCUACAGAAAGCUAUUGGUGCCGUCCCAUUAAUCCAGGGACAGUAUAUGGUGCAGUGUGAUAAGGUCCCCACAUUGCCGGUUAUCAGCCUGACACUAGGAGGACAGGUUUACACCCUGACAGGAGAACAGUAUAUAAUGAAGGUAUCCCAGCGGGGCAGUACCAUCUGCCUCAGUGGCUUCAUGGGUCUUAACAUCCCUCCUCCAGCCGGACCCCUUUGGAUACUUGGAGACGUUUUCAUUGGCCAGUAUUACAGCGUUUUUGAUCGAGCUAAUGACUGUGUUGGAUUUGCUAAGGCUAAGUGAUAUCCCCGUCACCAAGAAUAAUGAUAUGAGAGCAAUAGUUAACUCCUGCCAGACUACUGCAAUUAUUAACCUGUUCCACUGACUACAGAGCCCUCACGCGCGGGUCCUGCCAGCCACCAGGUUUUUAGGUUUUAUUGAUCACCCUUACGCACAAAAUCUGCUUGAUUAACCCUGAGGGCAAGGCACUGCUCUGAUACUUGUGUUGUGUAGGAAUCAUAGGAAGUCUUAGCCAACGAGCUAUUGCUCAGUCAAGUGCUUCCUGCACUGAAAUAUUUAACCCCUACGUUCCAAAAAGUCUCAGAUCAAUGCAUCCUAGCUGCUCCGGCAGAGAAGGACCUGUGACAGGAGCCAGAUGGUUUGACCAGUACACAGUAGGCAAGAUCAUCAGACAAGGCUCAUUGGUACUUGUUUAAUGUAAAGGGCAAGUAAUCACUAAAUUCCUCUAGUGUUGGGUAAGGGCUAGUGUGGGUCGACCCUACUCUAACCCGUCUGCUCUCAACCCACACCCCACCUAGGAAGGCAGCUGUAUUUAUAGACCUGUGUCGACCCGAAUAUGCUGCGGGGGUUGGCCCAUUUACGGGUCAACCUCCUCUCUGCUGCAUGUAAGUAAAAGCUGGACUUUUAAGGCUAUCCUAACCAGGCCUGGACUGGGAAUCAAAAUAGGCCCUGGCAUUUCAAGUACGCAGAGGCCCAAACAGCCCCACAAACUCUCACCAUGUGUUGCUUCCCCUUGACAUAAAUAGGAAUGGCGCAAGUCACCUUGAGGUUAUUGCAACAGGGCAUUUUCAGGGAAUAAGCUCUGGUCCUUGCCUGCUGCUAUUAAUGUGAAACUGCCCAUAGCGAAUAGAGGGCGCUACUAGUAGCAGCUUUCAAAUCAGCCCAUGUGCUCCCGGCCCUAAAGUGGCCAUAAACGUUAGGGGAGGUUGCCAAACGAGUGGAUCUUUACCCAAUGUGCCCACCUAAGGUGGGAGAUAUUGGGCUAAUUCGAUCAUUUGGCCUUAGGCCAAAACAAUCAAAUUAAACAGCAGGUAUGUGGGCCGUCGGAGCGAGGACUUCAUCAACAAGCUGAUGUAGUCCCUGAUUCGAGGUGAAAAUCAAACCUGCCUGAUAUCGGGGAGGUAGGCCCGUCGGGGGUGCACAUACUUGGGCAGAUAAGUGGCUCAAUCAGUCUGAAGGACCCAAAUCAGCUGAAAUCUGCCCGUGUAUGUGCGCCUUUAGGUCUAAGAACUAGUAAUGUAGCCGGGUUAUCAAAUGACUGGUCAGAACUAAAGCAAGGAGGCAAACGCUGUCUGACACAUGAGAAACUGGAGUUAAAAUGUCAGGAUACUGGCUACUUGCCCUUUAACUGAAAGAUUAUGUAAUGACUUUUAGACAUGCUAAAUUAUUUUGUAUCUGGAAAUAAUAUCCUGUUAACCCUGCCCCCCUUUCCAAAGUGUGAGAUAUCUGAUGGGAACUUCCAAUAAAGAGUGAAAUAAGAGA